AUGGCGGCCACCCCCUUUGCUCGUAGCCUGUGGACGGGGGCCUCUUGUACCUGUGGCACCCCCUCGGAGGAUCGUACGUGCGACCGCGUCAACUACAACGUGUCCGGCAAUGGAACACGAGUAAAAUACCACCGCGUGGCAAGGCUAGUCUGCUCGGCCCAAGGGCCCGGACUGCAGGAGCAUCAGAGGGAGGUGGAGGAGUUGGGGCAGAGCCAGAGGAGAUGCCAGCAGAUGAUCCAAUUGAAGGAGGAGGAGCUUCAGGAGCUGAGGAAGGCUGUGGAGACUCUCAAGUCCGGUGCACAGACAGCAGUGGAGGACAGUGAGAGGAUGUUUGCUGAGUUGUUCCACUCCAUUGGGAGAAGGUGCUCUGAGGUGACAGAGCUGAUCAGAGCUCAGGAGAAGGCAGAGGUGAGUCGGGUUGAAGAACUCCUGAAGCGACUGGAGCAGGAGAUUGCUGAGCUGAAGAGGACAGAUGCUGAGAUGAAGGAGCUCUCACAGACAAAGGAUGCCAUCCAUUUCCUCAAGAUGCAGCUGGAGGAGAAAUUUGAGUCAGUCUUCAAGCGGGAAAUAGUCAAGAUAUCUGCAGCAGGUAGAAACCACACUAUGUUUGAUGCCACGGGCCAGCUACAGGAGAGGAUCUGCCCCCUUCAUAAGAAGGUUUUUGAAAUAUUCUGUCGCACCGACCAGAGUUGCAUCUGCUAUCUGUGUACGAUGGAGGAUCAUAGAGGUCACGACACUAUCACAGCUAAGGCAGAGUGGAGUCAUAAAAAGGAGGGGUUGGGGCAGAGCCAGAGGAGAUGCCAGCAGAUAAUCCAGUUGAAGGAGAAGGAGCUGCAGGAGCUGAGGAAGGCUGUGGAGACUCUCAAGUCUGGUGCACAGACAGCAGUGGAGGAGAGUGAGAGGAUGUUUGCUGAGAUGAUCCGCUCCGUUGAGAGAAGGUGCUCUGAGGUGACAGAGUUGAUCAGAGCUCAGGAGAAGGCUGAGGUGAGUCGAGCUGAAGGACUCCUGAAGCGACUGGAGCAGGAGAUUGCUGAGCUGAAGAGGACAGAUGCUGAGAUGAAGCAGCUUUCGCAGACACAGGAUCCCAUUUACUUUCUCAAG
Molecule: messenger RNA, 1101 nt
Organism: Engraulis encrasicolus (European anchovy)
Lineage: Eukaryota; Metazoa; Chordata; Actinopteri; Clupeiformes; Engraulidae
Product: rho-associated protein kinase 1-like
Exons: 8
Molecular function (GO): zinc ion binding
Source: RefSeq, a predicted model, not a curated record